CGGCAUAGUCUGGGGCUUAGCAGUUAAUGGUGGAUCUCCUGUUCUGUGUACUGGGCUGUGAGUAGUUGCUGGGAGCCUCGAGUAGAGCGUGUAAGCACGGAAUCCGCCAUGGAUGCAGUGACCUAUGAGGAUGUGCAUGUGAACUUCACUCAUGAAGAGUGGGCUUUGCUGGAUCCUUCCCAGAAGAGUGUCUACAAAGAUGUGAUGCUGGAAACCUACUGGAACCUCACUAUUAUAGGGUACAAAUGGGAAGACCACAAUAUUGAAGAACAUCAUCCAAAUUCUACAAGACAUGGCAGCAGGCGUGUCAUCUGUCACUCUGGAUACAAUCCAUGUGAGCAUAAGGGACAUGGAAAGAAGCAUUGUAGUUCUGUCUCUCUCAGAACAACUGGAAGAUAUGUGGUAGUCCCCACUAUGAGAAGACAUGAUAACUGUGAUGCAAGUUUACAAUUACUUGGUUUCCCAACUUCAGUGGGAAUUCACCAAAAAACUCUCAUUGGAGAAAAACCUUAUGAGUACCAGGAAUAUGGAAAUUCAUCUCUCUCUACUGGUUCACUGUGCACAUGUAGUGUUGCUCACAGUAUAAGAAAAUGUUAUGAAUGCAAUCAGUGUUGUCAGACCCCAAGUUCUUCAAGUUCUCUUCAAAGAUGUGAAAAAGCUCAUGUAGGAAGAGAAAUUAAUAAAUGCGAGUCAUCUACUAAAGGCUUUAUGCUUGACAGGCAUCUUCAAACACACCAAAGAACCAGUAACAAAGAGGCUCUCUAUGAAUGUAAUCAACAUGAUAAAGCCUUUAUAUCUGAUUGCUCUUUAGAAGAACACCAAAAAACCCAUUUGGAAGGAAAACCCAAUGAGUAUAAUCAAAGUUAUAAAGCCUUUACAUUUCACAGUCUUUAUCAUCAAGUACAUAGAAUUCAAACUCGAGAGAAAUGCUAUGAAUGUAAUCAGUGUAGUAAAGCCUUUAUACAGAUGAGUGAUCUUCACAGACAUGAAAGAAUUCAUAUUGGAGAGAAACCAUAUGAAUAUAAUGGAUGUGAUAAAGCAUUUGCAGAGAAGAGAAAUCUUCACAGUCAUGAAAGUGUUCAUAUAAGAGAGAAACCAUAUGUAUGUAAUCAAUGUGGCAAAGCCUUUUCUGGGAAGAGUAGUCUUCGCAGUCAUGAAAGAAUUCAUAUUGGAGAGAAACAAUAUGAGUGUGAUCAAUGUGGUAAAGCCUUUGCAUGGAAGAGUCAUCUUGAAAGUCAUGAAAGAAUACAUACUGGAGAAAAACCCUAUGAAUGCAAUCAAUGUGGUAAAGCCUUUGCAUGGAAGAGUUAUCUUCUCAGCCAUGAAAGAAUUCAUACUGGAGAGAAACCUUACGAAUGUAAUCAAUGUGGUAAAGCCUUUGCACAGAAGAGUCAUCUUCAAAGUCAUGAAAAAAUUCAUACUGGAGAGAAACCCUAUGAAUGUAAUCAAUGUGGUAAAGCUUUUGCGACAAAGAGUUAUCUUCUCAGCCAUGAAAUAAUUCAUACUGGAGAGAAACCCUAUAAAUGUGACCAAUGUGGUAAAGCAUUUGCAAAGAAGAGUAAUCUUCACAAUCAUGAAAGAAUUCAUACUGGAGAGAAACCCUAUAAAUGUAAUCAAUGUGGUAAAGCCUUUGCAGUGAGAACUCAUCUUCAAAGUCAUGAAAGAAUUCAUAAUGGAGAGAAACCAUAUGAAUGUAAUCAGUGUGGUAAAGCAUUUGUACAGAAGAGUAGCCUUCUAAGUCAUGAAAGAAUUCAUAUUGGAGAGAAACCCUAUGAAUGUAAUCAAUGUGGUAAAGCCUUUGUACAGAAGAGUAGUCUUCUAAGUCAUGAAAGACUUCAUACUGGAGAGAAACCCUAUAAAUGUGACCAAUGUGGUAAAGCAUUUGCAAAGAAGAGUAAUCUUCACAAUCAUGAAAGAAUUCAUACUGGAGAGAAACCCUAUGAAUGUAAUCAAUGUGGUAAAGCCUUUGCAGUGAGAACUCAUCUUCAAAGUCAUGAAAGAAUUCAUAAUGGAGAGAAACCAUAUGAAUGUAAUCAAUGUGGUAAAGCCUUUGUACAGAAGAGUAGCCUUCUAAGUCAUGAAAGAAUUCAUAUAGGAGAAAAACUCUAUGAAUGUAAUCAAUGUGGUAAAGCCUUUGUACAGAAGAGUAGUCUUCUAAGUCAUGGAAGACUUCAUACUGGAGAGAAACCCUAUAAAUGUGACCAAUGUUGUAAAGCAUUUUCAAAGAAGAGUAAUCUUCACAGUCAUGAAAGAAUUCAUACUGGACAGUAACAUAUAGAUGUAAUCAAUGUGGUAAUUUCAGAUGUGAAUGGUGUGAGCUGGAAACUGAAUUGUGUGUUCUAUAAGAGGUGCUUGCUGGAGUCUAGUGUCAUAGGGGUUCAGGUCCAGAAGAAGAGAUCAGGCAUCAGGCAUCAGUAGUGGAAGGAGACUGCCAUGAUCUGAGCGUGAAGCAAUAUAGCUGCUGCUUUAUUGAAAAACAACUACACAUUUCAUGCUUUAUAACUGAAUCUUAGGUUAAACUCAAGCAGGUUAAAAACAGCCUUAAUGAUUCCAGGAUAAAAGCAGCCAUCAACCUCAUUACAGCAUUUUUCCUGAGACAAAAAGUGAUAAAUUCAGCAAGUAUCUUAAUUCCUUUCUGGAUGUGAGCUCAUUGUUUUCUUUCAUAGUUGGUUUAAUCCUCGGAACUUGGUGUAUCCAGUUAGUACAUCAUUAAGUUCUCUAUGUUUGGUGGAAUCAGUGGGAUGCAAUGGGGCUUCUUGUGUGGCAGUAGGCAUAGUAUUCACAUUGUGUGGUUCCAUGUUGGUCGGGAUUUUUUCCAAGAAGUUUGUUUAAAGAGACUGCCUUGCCUAUGUAUAAGUUCCAUCCUCUAGUAUAGCCUGCAAAAUACAUUUCCCACAGUAAAAGGCAUAAAGAAACUCCAUAACAUAUAGUGAGAAUUGUUAAAAUUGAAAUAAAAAUGAUGCUGGAGAAUUGAGA
Messenger RNA from Peromyscus maniculatus bairdii (prairie deer mouse), 2976 nucleotides. RefSeq lists its product as uncharacterized. Gene Ontology annotation, biological process: regulation of DNA-templated transcription. Lineage: Eukaryota; Metazoa; Chordata; Mammalia; Rodentia; Cricetidae. Gene Ontology annotation, molecular function: RNA polymerase II cis-regulatory region sequence-specific DNA binding; DNA-binding transcription factor activity, RNA polymerase II-specific. The record is from RefSeq and is a predicted model, not a curated record.